Messenger RNA from Pseudophryne corroboree (corroboree frog), 2756 nucleotides. RefSeq names its product scaffold attachment factor B2-like. Bases 100 to 2427 code for a protein of 775 amino acids. Gene Ontology annotation, molecular function: sequence-specific DNA binding; RNA binding. NCBI's taxonomy places the organism in Eukaryota, Metazoa, Chordata, Amphibia, Anura, Myobatrachidae. Gene Ontology annotation, cellular component: nucleus. The record is from RefSeq and is a predicted model, not a curated record. The transcript has 19 exons. Gene Ontology annotation, biological process: regulation of transcription by RNA polymerase II; regulation of mRNA processing.
CAUUUUGUAGUUCAGUGUGUGCGAAGCGGCGGUCGCAGUGUGUGUUGAGCGGCUGUGUGCGUGUGUACAGCGGCAGUUACGCAGUUUUCCCGGGACAGCAUGGCGGACAGUCAGCCUCCCGUGGACACGGGCGUUAGCACCGACGCGGAGACCAAGAAGCUCAGCGAGCUACGGGUGAUUGACCUGAAGGCCGAGCUGAAGAGGCGGAACCUGGACACCGGCGGGAACAAGAGUGCGCUCAUGGAGCGGUUGAAAAAGGCUAUUGAGGAAGAGGGUGGAAAUCCAGAGGAGAUACAAUUAUCACCAGAUACUCCUAGCAAAAAGACUCCAAAGCGAAGUGGAAGAGUUAGAAAGCAAGAGGAAGGGGCAGAAGAUAACGGGCUGGAAGAGGAUUCAGGCGAUAGUCAGGAAAAUGAGGAAACCAGUUUGGAACAAGAAAAUGAGAAAGUGCUCGACAUAUUGGGGGAAAGUGAUAAAUCUGAACAGCUUAAAGAAGAGGCUCCGGAAGGGGAGGAGUCAGUUAAUCAAGAUGACAGUUGUGUUGAAUCAGAAAAGACCAAGGACGAGGAAGAGGUUUUUGUGACAAUCGAAUCUGCAGACAGCACGUUAGAUUUAGAUGGAGAAUCUAAUCAAGAGUGUGAAGCUGAAGACACUAAAGCUUUAGGUGAUAGGGAGUCUAAAGAACAGAGUACACACAAGGACACGGACUUGGUAGAGAUAGAUAAAACGAGUGGUCAGAGUAGCCAAAAGCAACCAAAUCUUGGUGAAAACCUGGAAUGUGAAAACAAACCACUGGAUGAAGGAGCAAAAAAAAUUGAAGGCACGGAGGGAGAAACUUCAGCAACUAGAGAGUCCUCUGCAAAAGAGGACGAUCAGAAAAUGAGUUCGACUGAGGAAGAAACUGAUAAAAGCAUCACAAAAGAUGAAAAAGGGCAAAUUGAUGCAAACUUUGGUAAAAAUCUGUGGGUAAGUGGGCUUUCGUCUACCACAAGAGCAACAGACUUAAAGAACCUCUUCAGCAAGUAUGGAAAGGUUGUUGGUGCCAAGGUGGUAACCAAUGCCCGUAGCCCAGGGGCACGGUGUUAUGGAUUUGUAACCAUGUCCUCAUCUGAGGAUGCAACAAAAUGCAUAAGCCAUCUUCACAGGACAGAGCUUCAUGGAAGGAUGAUUUCAGUAGAAAAGGCAAAGAAUGAGCCUGCUGGCAAAAAACCUUUAGACAAGAGAGAAAAUGAGACGAGAAAAGAAAAAUCUUUGAGUGGUGAUCGACGGCACUCAACAGAAAAGUCAGAAAAGUCUUCACCGAGCAAAAAAGACGAAGUAUCUGAUAAAGGUGAUGACAAAAACACUGAUAAGGAUAAGGAAGAUCACAAAAGUGGAACAUCUGAUCGGUCAAGGACUAGCAAAUCUGGAAGCCGAGGAACUGAAAGGACAGUUGUCAUGGAUAAAUCAAAAGGGGAGCCUGUAAUUAGUGUGAAAACCUCAUCUCCCUCAAAGGAAAGGAGUUCCAAGAGUCAGGACCGAAAAUCUGAGAGUAAAGAUAAGAAAGAGAUACUAUCUUUUGAUAAAAUUAAAGAACAAAGGGAGCGUGAGCGGCAAAGGCAGAGGGAAAGAGAGAUAAGAGAAAUGGAGAGACAAAGGGAGCGAGAUCGAAGAGUACGCGAGAGAGUCCUAAUGGUCCGUGAAAAAGAAGAACGAGAGCGGCUACGAAGAGAACGCAUGAGACUUGAAUUUGAAAGGGAGCGGCUUGAGAGGGAACGGAUGGAGCGUGAGAGACUGGAAAGAGAACGAAUGCGCGUAGAGGAUGAAAGGCGGAGAGAGCAGGAGCGUAUCCAGAGAGAACGUGAUGAGCUGCGCCGCCAGCAAGAGCGUUUGCGAUAUGAACUGGAUCGCCGGCCAGGAGUGCGAAGGCCAUAUGAUGUGGAUGGAAGAAGAGAUGAUGCUUAUUGGCCAGAGUCGAAGAGAAUGGCUAUGGAUGACCGCUAUCGUGAAUUUGGAAGACCAGACAGAUUUCAAGAUUUUGAUAAUCGGGAUCGUGGUCGAUACGUGGAUAAUAACUUCAGAAGAGAUGAAUCAAGGUCUGGCUUGGGAGGCAGGGAUGUGAACUAUCCAGAUCGUCAUGGAAGAGAGCCUCGUGAUGGGUGGGGAGAUUAUGAUAGACGUGUCAGUGAAGGAAGAGGUAUCCCAUCACAUGGAAGGGAUGGCCGCGACUGGGGUGAUCAUGGUCGUAAAAUGGAAGCUGAUCGUACAAGAGCAGGUGGUCGUGGAAUGCCGCCUGGUCCCUCAGGACAAGGACACAUGAAUAGAGGAAUGCAUGGUAAUUUUCUUCAAAACGAGAACUCUCCAAAUAUGUCUGCAACAUUAGGACUUCAAGGAGGAAACUUUGGAGGGCAAAACAGACCUAAUGACCCUCGGUUUACACGUUAUUAAGCAUUUUUAAUAGUUUUAAUGUUUGACAUACUGUACGUUUUUUUUUGUUCCCCUUUUUUUUUUUAUAGAGUUGUGCUUGUAUUCUCAGUCUACUUUACUUUGUAACAAACACAUUCUUCAUAAUCCAUUAAAGAAGAUUGAAAUCAAAAACUAAGCUGUUGCAUAAAGCAAUAUGUUUUGCCAUUUAUUCUCUUUAUUUAAAUGCUGUUAACUAAAAGCUUUUAAGAUUGUGAAAAACUGGUCCAUUGUAUUCAACAUCUAGAACUUUAUUAGUAACACCUUGUUCCACAGCUGUGUUGUAACCUUUAAUAUACGACUCCUUAAUUUUA